AACUCUGCCUUUCUACCUCCUCAGGGUAAAGAAUGCUCAGAAAGAAGUCAGUGGCAGCAGCAGCAGAAGCAGCAGCAGAAGCAGCAGCAUCCAGGGGGGCAGCACAGGAUCCCAAGAUGCUGUCCUGGGUGGACCAGUCCCUGCAUCCCAUUUCACCAGGUCCAGACACAGCCCCAGCCCCAGCAGCCCCAGAGGAUAGACCAGAUGACUUACAUUAUGCCUGCCUCAACUUCCAAGGAGUGAAACCAAGAGAAGACUGUGGACCCACUGACGCCCUCACCGAGUACUCAGAGAUUAAGUUCCAAUGAGCAACUGUUGAGGCCUCAGCCUGGGUUCUACACUGGACGGUCUGCAAGGCAGUUCCACCCCUCCAUAACAUGAAUUAAAAACCUGCUGCUGAGAGAUGUG
Phascolarctos cinereus (koala) is the source of this 408-nucleotide messenger RNA. Its product is annotated as sialic acid-binding Ig-like lectin 12. The record is from RefSeq and is a predicted model, not a curated record. NCBI's taxonomy places the organism in Eukaryota, Metazoa, Chordata, Mammalia, Diprotodontia, Phascolarctidae.